AGUCGCACGAUCGGUCGCCUCCCGUCGUCGAUAAUAAUACGGCUGAAUCUGUUAUGAAUUGAUCGUGAGAAACAUGUCAAUUAAUCUGACGAAAAACAAAGAUGCCUUAGUGGCCGCUUGGCACAGCGUGGUCGACGAUAAGUUGUCUACUAACUGCUAUUGGGCUUACAGUGUUGGAUCGAAGUGUUCGUACGCUUGCCCCGCAAGCUUUAUUAUUUCACGGCUGUGUUUGGAUAUGAAGGACAGACAAAUAACUUAAAAGUAGUUGGGACAGGAGAUGGAGGAUUGGAAGAGAUGAUUGAUCGAUUGAGUAGUAGUCAUAUUAUGUAUGCAUUUUGUAAAGUUAUUGAUACUAAAACAAGUCUACCAAAAUGUUUGCUCAUUAAUUGGCAGGGAGAAGGUGCUCCAAUUGUUAGAAAAGGAACAUGUGCAAAUCAUAUUAGAGAUGUAGAACGAUUGUUGAAGGGCGCGCACAUAACGGUAACUGCGCGCUCCGAAGAUGACGUAGAAGUAGAUGUGAUCAUGGAAAAACUUGCACGUGCGACAGCUUCUGCGUAUAAAUUUAAUGAGCCCCGUGGCGACAAUGAAGGACACACAGGUCCUAUUGGAACAACAUAUCGCAGAGUAAUUCCGGAACAGGAAAUAAAUGCAACGGAAAGAGAUCAGUUUUGGCAAAAGGAAGAGAUGGAGGAGAAAAAGAGACUGGAGCAAGAACGAAUUCGUUGCGAACAAGAACGACAAAGGCUAGAACGAGAAAUUAGAACUCGUGAGGAGAAGGAGGCGCAAUUGAGGGAGCAACAGGUAACCGCCAAGGAAAAUACAAUCGCGCGACAAAAGUUGGCGGAACAACGUGCCGAAGAGGCGAAUAACUUGCGCAAUCAAUUGGCCGCGAGUCAAAACUACAGCAACGACGUCGAGGACGAUCAUAAAUCACGAAGCGAAGAGCUACGGAGGCAGAGGAGCAAAGAGACUCAACAGUUGAUAGCUCAAAGAACGAUUAAUGCCAGAGCCGUGUUCGAGCAGAACUCGGCGGCCGGUCAGAUGAAGACAACAUCGGCCCAACAACAGUUUAUGCCCAAGAGCAAUCACGUAGAGUCCGUGAGAAAAGCGUUGGAAGAGGCUCAAAUAAAAGAGCAACAAUCUCCGGACGCGAAGCCUCGCGAGGAAGAGCCGGCCGAGGCGAAGAAACCUGCGAACGUGGAAACAGUGACGAUUUACUCAUCGGCAGUGCCUCCUCAGUCGCAAAAUACUACCAGCCAGGAGACGAAAGCGACCAAUCCGCAAGCGGAAUCUACGCAAGCCGCCGAGACUAAAGAGGAAAUCACGGAGAAUGAAUUGUACAAUCCGUUGGAUGGCCCGUAUUUGUACUUCGAUCCGAACAACGAGGGUAUGAAGGCCAGAGCGUUGUACGAUUAUCAAGCCGCGGACGACACGGAGAUCACUUUCGAUCCGGGUGACAUAAUCACGCACAUAGAUGCCAUCGACGAGGGCUGGUGGCAAGGGCUCGGCCCUGACGGCACUUACGGACUCUUUCCCGCUAAUUAUGUCGAAGUUAUCGAGUAUCACAACCCGACAUGAUAAGAUGCGUGUUGCUCGACGGAGAGAUUUGAUUGGGGUCGUUGUUUUUCCGUUUCCUCUGUCCGCAUAAAGCCGCUUGCAUGUAAAAACCGAUAAAUCGCGCGUUCGCACUUCCGACGCGACAAAUGCCGCUUCAUUUCUAGAUAUAAACCACACGCUGAACCACAUGUGACGUAAACCAGCAAUUCCGAACGAUUAGAGAGUGUCUUUCGCAACGUGCCGUGCACUCCAAACGGCUAGAUGUUUUUGGAGAUGUGCUUAGGGUGUCUAACGGUUAAGAUGCACGCCCCUGUAACGCGUUUUGCGCCUUCCACUGUCUAAUCCUCGAGAAGUAUACAUAUAUAUACAUACACAUAUAUAUAUAUAUAUAUAUAUAUGUAUAUAUAUACACCAGUUAAUAUUUUAAUUAGUAAGAUCUCGGAAGCCAAUUCAAAUGUUAAUCCUGACUGCGGCGAAGCAUCCGUCUUCCCGAGAGGUUUUACAGAUUUUAUCCAGUAACUAACCGGUACGUUACAUAAAUAUAUCUUUUUAUAUCAUUCUAUAUAUCAGACGCCGAUGUAGCAAUAGUUGUGACGCAUUUUUUGACAAGUAGGAAAGAAAAGAAAGGAAUAAAGAAACUGUGUCACCACGGUAUCGUAAUAGUUACUUAAGCAUACAACCAUUUUUAGAACAAUAAAUACCAUAAUUGUAAUUAUAGUAUAACUAUUAAUACUAUAAUUUGUUACAGUACUUUGUUUAAUAAUACGAAGAAUUUAGCAUUAAAGUACCCACACGUACGUGAC
Harpegnathos saltator (Jerdon's jumping ant) is the source of this 2360-nucleotide messenger RNA. It is a transcript of the gene Abp1, whose product is annotated as Actin binding protein 1. Gene Ontology annotation, molecular function: actin filament binding. The record is from RefSeq and is a predicted model, not a curated record. The transcript is spliced from 6 exons. Gene Ontology annotation, cellular component: postsynaptic density; actin filament; lamellipodium. The coding region runs from base 295 to 1578 and encodes 427 amino acids. Gene Ontology annotation, biological process: postsynaptic actin cytoskeleton organization; positive regulation of dendritic spine morphogenesis; neuron projection morphogenesis. NCBI's taxonomy places the organism in Eukaryota, Metazoa, Arthropoda, Insecta, Hymenoptera, Formicidae.